AUGCUUUGCAGCUAUCUUUUAUGUAUUAUUCUUACAACUGUUCACCUUACUAAUGCCAUCGACACUUCCGAUGGCUCCCCAGAUGCGUUCUUCACCCCCGCUGGUAGUAACCCACAAAAAUUGCCUCCUCCCGGAGCAGAUUAUUAUACUCUUCCCAAUGGAUGUCCAAUUGAAAAUCCACUCGGCACCUUGCGAUUGGGGAAUCAGCUCAAGGGCAAUCUCCUUCUUCAAGAUAUUAAUUUGAUUGAUGUUUUGACCCAUAUCACGCAUGAGAGAAUCCCAGAAAGAAUUGUCCAUGCCAAAGGCGCUGGUGCAUAUGGAGUCUUCGAAGCAACCCAUGACAUUUCCAAUUACACCAGUUUAGCAUUUCUUAAUCAGGUGGGCAAGGCCACGCCGCUGUUUGCCCGGUUCUCUACAGUUGCUGGCGAGAAGGGCUCUGCAGACAAUGUUCGCGAUGCUAGAGGAUUUGCAUUCAAGUUCUAUACAGAAGAAGGCAAUCUGGAUUGGUUAUUUUUCGGAGCGCCGAUGUUUCAAAUCCGGGAUCCUGCAAAAUUCCCAUCUCUCGUCCACGCGCAAAAGCGAGACCCCUCGAGUAAUUUGAAAAAUGAAACUGCAUUCUGGGACUUCUUUAACCACAAUGCAGAAGGGAUUAAUUUCCUUAUGCGGCUGUUCAGUGAUCAGGGAACUCCACUGUCGUACCGCUACACUGAUAUCCAUAGCAUCAACACGUACAAAUUCACAAAACCGACCGGUGAAUUUAAAUACGUUCGAAUCGUUCUCAAAACCGAUCAAGGCGUGCGGAAUCUCACUCACGAUCAGAUGACGACUCUUGUAGGAAUGGAUGCUGACUUUUCAACUCGCGACUUAUACGCGGCCAUUGACAAGGGAGACUAUCCCUCGUGGACGGUGUAUGCACAGAUUAUCAAUCCCGAGGAUGCAGAAAGUUCCCCAGUAAAUAUAUUCGAUGCAACCCGAGAGUUGCCCGAGAGUGAUUAUCCUCUUGUUCCGUUCGGCAAGAUAACCUUGAAUCGCAAUCCGAAAAAUUACUUUACAGAGGUUGAGCAAUCCGCGUUUCAAGUCGCUAAUCUUGUUCCUGGCUGGGAUGUCUCUGCGGACCCUAUCAUCCAAGUCCGCUUAUUCCCUUACGGUGACACCCAACGAUAUAGACUUGGAAUCAACUUCCCUCAACUCCCCAUCAACCGGCCAUUCUACUCAUACAACCCCACUCGUCGUGACGGAGCCAACAACAUCAUCAAUUUGGGCAAUCUGCCCAACUACUUCCCCAACUAUAACGGACCCCAGAUUGUGCAGCCAGCUCAGUAUCGGCAGACUGCCGAGCAGCACAUGCAAUGGAUUGGAAAUGUGACCAACUUCCAGAGUCAAGUCACCGAUUCGGACUUUGACCAGCCGCGUGAUUACUGGAAUCAAUUGGCUGAUAUGGGACCAGACCAGCAGGGUAAUUUUAUCUAUAAUGUUGCUUCUUCCCUGUCUGGUGCGAAUAAGGGAGUCAGGCAGGAGACUUAUGCGCUCUUCAGGAAAAUCAAUGGCGAUCUUGCCAGUGCUGUGCAAAAUCGAACAGAAGGUCUUGUCCUCAAAAAGUGCCAGGCUACAAAAGCU
Penicillium canescens is the source of this 1617-nucleotide messenger RNA. RefSeq names its product catalase. The annotation marks the transcript as partial. Gene Ontology annotation, molecular function: catalase activity; heme binding. The record is from RefSeq and is a predicted model, not a curated record. NCBI's taxonomy places the organism in Eukaryota, Fungi, Ascomycota, Eurotiomycetes, Eurotiales, Aspergillaceae. Gene Ontology annotation, cellular component: cytoplasm; peroxisome; mitochondrion. Gene Ontology annotation, biological process: hydrogen peroxide catabolic process; response to hydrogen peroxide. The transcript has 9 exons.